Molecule: messenger RNA, 1999 nt
Organism: Olea europaea var. sylvestris
Lineage: Eukaryota; Viridiplantae; Streptophyta; Magnoliopsida; Lamiales; Oleaceae
Product: U11/U12 small nuclear ribonucleoprotein 65 kDa protein
Exons: 12
Coding region: 210-1607 (465 amino acids)
Biological process (GO): mRNA splicing, via spliceosome
Cellular component (GO): U12-type spliceosomal complex
Molecular function (GO): U12 snRNA binding; pre-mRNA intronic binding
Source: RefSeq, a predicted model, not a curated record
UGCAAAUGAAUUGAAGCAGACGAGCAGAAGCAGUACGCCGUGGUCAUUCUCUCCAUUUCUCCACCUCCUGACUCGAUUUCGAAGCUGCUGAGUCUGUGACGACGAAGUCGAACCUCCUGUGGGCUGUGGCUGUUGUGUUAAAUCAUCCCAAUUCCACCGCCUCACGCCGAUUUCUGUGCCCUUGCAUUUGGUGAUUGCAAGCCGCAAUCAUGACAGAGGCCCCUCCAUCUCGAAAACCAGUCCAUCAUUUAGGGAUUCAUGAAACAGUGCCACAAGAAUCAUCAAUUACACUCUUGGUACGACAUCUCCCGGAGGCAAUUCCACAUGAUACCCUCUCCAGACUCUUCUCUCACUAUGGCGCCUCUUCUGUCCGCCACUGCACUUACGGAAGAGCGAGAAAUUGUGCAUUCGUUGAUUUUAAGAACGAAGCUUUGGCUUCUCAAGUUCAAAAACAGUUACAUGGGUUAAAAUUUCUUGGCAAAGUUUUGUCAGUCGAGAGAGCCAGAGAAUUAGUUGAGGACAGGAAGCAUCAAGAAAGAGAACCUCAAACAAGGAAGGACGUUGUUUUGACAAACAAUUCUUCCUUUGUGAUAGAUCUCAAUGACAGUUCUAGAAGGGAUUCCGUUCAUGCUAGAGAACCCAUUUCACAAAAACUUGGUGUGGAGUAUCCAUUUCCUCCUCACCUUGAAUAUGCGUACCCCCCACCUGAUGGAAAUAUUUUGACCAACAUUGUAAAUGCUCUUAUUGCCGUUCCUCGCUUCUAUACACAGGUUUUGCACUUGAUGAACAAAAUGAAUAUUCCAGCUCCAUUUCAUGCGGCAUUGCCCACUCCACCUCUGCCAGCAUCAGAGCCAGUUCCACCUCCUCCUCCCACAUCUCCACCUCCUUCAUUAGCUACAAAGAUUGACAUGGAAGAACAAUCAAGUAGCGAGUCAGAAAUGGAGUCUUCAGAUGAUGAGGAAGUACAAGGAGAGGUUGGAUCUAAAAGGAAGCGCGUCAAGCGACAAGCUAUUUUAGGUCCUGCAGUUGACAAGGAUGUGGCUCAUGAAGCUGUUGGACUGAAACCAGCCACCUUAAUUCCAAAAGAAAAACCAGUAGUAAAAAAGAAGAACCCUGUAUUGCAGAUAAAAAUAGUCCCCAAACAGGUUCAAACUGAAUCAAAGGAUGCUGGUUCCACAAUGGAAUCGCCAGAGCCAGACAAAGAGAUGGGUGAUUAUAAACCUUAUGCAACCCUAGAGGAACUAAAUCUUGGAAAGUUGCCUCCGGAAGAACUUUUAUCACUUCCAAUGUUUAAGAAUUAUACUGCUGGAAAUCCUGCUUCUGUUUUGUACGUAAAGAACUUGGCAAAGGAUGUUGUUGUAGAUGACUUCUAUUAUAUAUUUGGAUCAUUUUUUGGGAGCAUUGAUGUAUCCAAAUCCAAUCUCAAUGUGAAGUUAAUGCAGGAGGGGAGAAUGAGGGGCCAAGCUUUUGUUACAUUCCCAUCAGUUGAACUUGCUCACAAAGCUUUGAAUGCAGUAAAUGGUUAUGUAUUUAAAGGCAAGCCUAUUGUCAUCCAGUUUGGCAGGAGUCCUGCAGCUGUUAAAGCAAACCAAACAGAGCAGCAGUAAUUGCCUACACAAGGAAGAACUCAAUACGGAAAACUCUUCAUUCUCUGUUUUACGGUUUUCUUAAUGAGCUAAUGGCUUAACAUCACAAUCUCACAGGCUAUGGUUCGGGUUGCAUAUGACCCAUCUUGAUUAUAUUGGUGGAUGUAUUCUUGGAUACGUGGCUGCUCGGAGAGGCCAUGUGUGUACCUUCGAUUAGGGGGCAAUUCACGGUCUAUUGCUAAUGUUUAUUGAAGGUUCAGGUACAGUUUUGUCCCUUGUUGCUUGGAGUUGUUUAUGAAUAUAUGGAUAUGUAAGGCCCUGUGUAAUAGUAACUUGGAACAGAAACAUUCUACUCUUAAUUUGGAAGUGAAUGGCUUGAUAAAUGGUUCUUGUUACUUGCAAUUUUAUGUUAA